UAAUACGCGGCGCAGUCGGUCGCGUUCGCUGCUUGGCUCUGCAGCUGCUAUCUCUCUCGUACGGCUCCUCGAUCGGCGAUCGCGCGCGAACGGACUCUUUUCUCUUCGCUUCGCAGUGCAGUGCGCGCAUCGGCUGCAGCGGGCGGCGAGUGCGCGUGCGCGCGUUGAAAAUUUCGAAAAUUUGCGCACUCGGCUCUCGGGGCUUUUUGUUCGGCAAGAACAGAAAGACCAGCGUCUCGAGGAUCCGGAGCCGGGCCCACAAGAAGCGGAUACUGGGAAUGCAUAAGACUCGAGGGAGAAGCCGCAACCUGCUCCUCUAAGGCUGAGAGCCUAGUAGCUGUUAGCGCACAGAACGCGAGCCGUACGAUGGCCGUCGUCAGCGGAGUGAAGAGCCACGGACACGGCGAAGCCACCGGCCAGAGGAUCAAGGACAGCCAAGAUGAGCAGAUGCACGCGUACGGCUACGAGCGGAGCAUCGCCGGCACGAUGGCGACGCUGCUGGGCUGCAUCCUCAGCGCGGGCUCGCUGCGGCUCUUCUUCCACUGGUAUCCCCAUCUCUACCUGUACGCGACGCACAGACGAUGCGGCCUGAGUCGCGCCAGCAAGGUCCUAGUGGUGGACGAUUACCAGGGCAAGUACAAGUCUUACAUCGUCAAGGAGGUAAAGAGCGUGUCGACGAGGUGUUUGAGCUCGGACUCGUCGCAGGCGUCGCGUUACCUGCGCCGCGCGCACAAGCACCUGCUGGACGGGCUGCGGGGCAAGGACCUCGAGCUGAACCUGGAGAACGGGAGCCGCUGCCUCGCGCCCGAGUACAAGGCCUUCUGGUGCAAGAAGCAGUGCUACGUCUGGGACGACAAGGCCUCCGAGUUCUCGAAGCUCGCCAGCCUGGACAGGUACGCGCGCUGCCUGGACCUGCACACCGAGAAGGUCCGCGGCCUGUCGCCGGAGCGGCAGCUGCUCAGCCGGAUGCUCUACGGCUUCAACGAGAUCCUCGUGCCGGUCCAGGGCUUCCAGCUGCUCUUCCUCCUCGAGAUCCUCAACCCGUUCUACGUCUUCCAAGUCUUCAGCCUGAUCGUCUGGUUCAACGAGGGCUACUUCUACUACGCGAUCGCCGUCAUCCUCAUGUCCGCCUUCGGCAUCAUCAGCUCCAUCCGCCAGACGCGGGCCAACCAGACGAGCCUGAGGAACACCGUCGCCUCGACGGAGACGGUCCGGGUGCUGCGCAGCAGCGGCGAGUACGAGAGCAUCUCGAGCGACGAGCUCGUGCCGGGGGACAUAAUCGAGCUGCCGAAGCACCGGGCCGUCGUCGCCUGCGACGCCGUCCUCCUGACCGGCACCUGCGUCGUCAACGAGUCCAUGCUCACCGGCGAGUCCGUGCCGGUGACAAAGACGCCGCUGCAAGCCCUGCCGGCGCUCUACGACUCGAGGGAGCACUCGCACCACACGCUCUUCUGCGGCACCACCAUCAUCCAGACCAAGCAGUACGGAGACAAGCCGGUGCUGGCCAAGGUCAUCCGGACGGGCCUCUGGACGACCAAGGGCUCGCUCGUCGCCGCGAUACUCUACCCGCCGCCGACGGACUUCAAGUUCGACCAGGACUCGUACAAGCUCGUGGCCAUCCUCAUCGCCGUCGCGUUCCUCGGCUUCUUCUACACGCUCGCGGCCAUGAUCCAGAGGGGCAACACCGCGACCAACAUCGCCAUCAAGACGCUCACGGUGUUCACCAUCGUGGUGCCGCCGGCCCUGCCCUCGGUCAUGGCCGUGGGCAAGAUGUACGCGAUCUUCCGCCUGAAGAAGCGGCAGAUCUACUGCAUCAACACCAGGGCCAUCAACAUCUCCGGCAGCAUAGACUGCGUCUGCUUCGACAAGACCGGAACUCUGACGGAAGACGGCCUGGACAUGAUGGGGGUCGUGGUGAACGAGGGCAACAAGCUCGGCGAGCCCGAGAAGGAGGUGCCGAAAUUGAAGGACGCCCACAUCUUCGAGGGGAUGCUCACCUGUCACAGUCUCACGAUAAUCGACCAAGAGCUCAGCGGAGAUCCGCUCGACGUCAAGAUAUUCGAGAGCACCGGCUGGGAGCUGGACGAGCCGGAACUGACCGACCCCGCGAAGCUCCGCCGCCUGCUGCCCCUGACCUACGUCCGUCCGGCCCACGAGUCGGGUCAUGGAGAUCAUCCAGCCGGGGGCAUGGAGAUCAUCCAGCAGUACCAGUUUUCGAGCACGCUGCAGCGCAUGUCGGUGAUCGCGCGGCGCUCCGACGACCCCUCGGGCUUCGUCGCCUACACCAAGGGCUCGCCCGAGAUGAUUCUCAGCCUGAGCUGCGCCGAGAGCAUACCCUCCGACGUCUCGAGCACCUUGAGGUGCUUCACCGAGCAGGGCUAUCGAGUCAUCGCCAUGGCCAGCAAGCGCAUCGAGGUCACCGACGAGCAGGUGCAGAAAAUCCCGAGGGACGUGGUCGAAAAGGACCUGGACUUUCUCGGGCUGAUUAUCCUGGAGAACAGACUGAAGGAGCCGACGACCAAAGUGAUAAAGGAGCUGAGAGACGCCAACAUCAAGACCGUCAUGAUCACGGGUGACAACAUCCAAACAGCCAUCAGCGUGGCGAAGGAGUGCGGCAUCCUGUCGCACGAGGAGACGGUGAUCAGCAUCUCGGUGGUUCCAACGGAAAGCAAGCUCCGGCCCGAGAUAUACUUCAACGCGGCUCAGGGAUUGCCUCGAUUGGAGAAGAAACUGAAGACGUCGUCUCUAGAGGAUUUGGAAUUCGGAAUUUACGCGAAAAACUACAAGUUCGCGCUGACCGGCGACACUUGGCAGCUUUUACGAGAGCACUACGAUGAUAUCCUGCCAAGGAUAUGCACCAAGGGUGUGGUCUUUGCGAGAAUGAGCAGCGACCAGAAGCAGCAGCUCGUUGUCGAGCUUAUUCAACUCGGCUACCACGUCGCUAUGUGCGGGGACGGAGCGAACGACUGCGGCGCGUUGAGAGCGGCGCACGUUGGGAUUUCGCUUUCCGAAGCGGAAUCAAGCGUGGCUAGUCCAUUCACAUCCCGCAUCCCGGACAUCACCUGCGUAUCAAAGGUAAUCCAGCAAGGUCGCGCAGCCCUGGUCACGUCCUUCGGUAUCUUCAAGUUCACGGUCUGCUACUCCCUGACCGAGUUCAUCAGCACGAUAAUCCUCUACUCGAUCAGCUCGAACUUCACGGGCUUGCAGUUUUUCUACGUGGACGUGAUGCUCUUCGUCAACUUCGCUUUUUUCUUUGGCAAAACCGAGGCGUACGACAAGCGGCUGGCCCGCGAACCACCUACCUCGAGCCUCGUCAGCUUCACGCCCCUCUUCUCGCUAACGAUACACACUAUAAUCAUAGCCGUAUUCGAGCUCAUCGUCUUCUAUGCGGUCCAACAGUUCGACUGGUUCACGCCGUUCACGCCAAAGGAUGAGUUUCUCUACGACUGCCUCGAAAACUACUCGGUCUUCUGCUUGUCUACCUUUCAGUAUGCCAUUAUUGCAAUAGUCUUCUCGCGGGGCAAGCCAUACAGAAAGCCCAUCUACACGAACAAGUUGUUUAUCCUCUCGAUCGUCGUACUGACGAUAGUUAAUGCUUACAUCACGAUCUAUCCGGCGCAAUGGGUGGUCGAUCUACUGGAGCUGCAGAUGCCGCCGGUCUACGACUGGCGCUUCAUGAUCGUGGGACUGGCCUUCGUAAACUUUCUCGUAUGCAUAGGCUUCGAGUCGUUCGUCGUCGAGUACCUCAUCCAGCAGAAGAUUAAGCCACGGUUCUACAAGCCCGAAAAGUCGAAGAAGCGGUAUCUGCUGCUAGAGCACGAGCUCCAGGACAAGCCCAACUGGCCGCCGAUCAGCAGCGAGCUGCCGAUUUUGCCCAUCACCCCGAGUUAUGAGAACAUCAUCAACUCGACCAGGAAAGCCAGCAUCGCCGAGUCCACCAUCUCCAUGUGCAUCGUCAAUGAGAACGAGGAGCAAAUACCGAGCAUAAGCCGUUCCUACGUCGGAGUAGACAAUCUCGGUUUCCACAGCGAGCCCGGUGACGUGAAUCGAGUCGACUAAAAGUGAUAUUUUUAAGAGUAUUAUUUUCAAGACUUUUUUAACUAUUGUUUUUAUUACAAAUUUGUUUUUCUUCCUUUUUUUGUUUGCGUAUUUACAGUUAUCUUUACCUGAGUCACUGGUUUAUUGUGUUUUUUUCAAUAAUAAACCUGCUCGUCCAUAAAGUAAAACAAAUUGCAAAUCAUCAGUCGAGAAUUCUGCUCAUCAUCGGAUCCCACUAUUUGAAUGCUCCGCGCAUUUUCUGAAAUAAAAAAAUGUAAAUUUUCGUAAAUCGGUGUAAACUACCGUGCAAAACUAUUGUCUAUUUUCCUUUUGUAGAUAGAAUCAUAUUAUGUAUACUAUGUAUUAUCUGCACACAGUUGUUUCAUACCAAUGAUGGCGUCGUGAUUUUUCUCCAACUCUUUUUGUAUCCAUUGUCUGUACUGUAACACCACCCUGUUAAGCAUUUGUAUCGUACUGUCAUAGAUUUGUUUCUCAAGUAGCAGAGCAGGAAGUGAUUUGACAAAGUCUUUAAAGGCAUCCUCACUGUAAAUUUUAAUAAAUAAAUUAUAUAAAAA
Molecule: messenger RNA, 4613 nt
Organism: Nasonia vitripennis (jewel wasp)
Lineage: Eukaryota; Metazoa; Arthropoda; Insecta; Hymenoptera; Pteromalidae
Product: probable cation-transporting ATPase 13A3
Exons: 16
Coding region: 367-4059 (1230 amino acids)
Biological process (GO): intracellular calcium ion homeostasis; polyamine transmembrane transport
Cellular component (GO): membrane
Molecular function (GO): P-type transmembrane transporter activity; ATP binding; ATP hydrolysis activity
Source: RefSeq, a predicted model, not a curated record